Anoplopoma fimbria (sablefish) is the source of this 3354-nucleotide messenger RNA. It is a transcript of the gene spartb, whose product is annotated as spartin b. The transcript is spliced from 8 exons. Gene Ontology annotation, biological process: negative regulation of BMP signaling pathway; cell division. Gene Ontology annotation, cellular component: plasma membrane. The coding region runs from base 115 to 1968 and encodes 617 amino acids. The record is from RefSeq and is a predicted model, not a curated record. NCBI's taxonomy places the organism in Eukaryota, Metazoa, Chordata, Actinopteri, Perciformes, Anoplopomatidae.
UGUAACAACUAACUAUACCCAGGAGUGACCACAGUGUUGUGUCACAUGACGUUAGCUACAUGCUAGCUGGGUGCUUAAGGUUGUCUGUGGAUUUGUUUCGCUCACUGGGAGGGAAUGGAGAAAGCCAAACAAGAUGCAUUCGACAAUGCCAGACUUCAAGUUAUCAAAGACGGCUAUGAGAGGGCCUUUGAGUGCAUCAAUAAAGGGCUCACCGUAGACGAAGCUGGAGACAAGGCACAGGCCCUGGAGCUUUACAAGCGAGGGCGACAGCACCUUCUCAGGGCCAUCAGUGUGCCUUCUCAGGGAGAGGAGUGUGUCGGCAGCUCCUGGGAAUCAGCCAGACAGAUGCAGCUGAAGAUGCAGGAGACGCUGAACAACAUCACCACUCGCAUGGCCAUACUAGAGACCAGCUCUGAUCUUGGAUCAGAACCUACACUGGACAACAGCAGUGUGUCUGGCCCUGAUGCCACAAACGUGUCUGAAAAAGGUCUGUACCCAAAACUUCCCAACGAAAACAAGCCAGAGAAACAAGCUCCACCAAACCUGCUUUCUGCGAAUGGCCAGGCAGCAGGAGCUGUAGGAGGCAUGCCUGCAUGCAGCAGUGAGGGUCUACCUCUCUCACCCACAAGACAGCCUGUGGUUCCAGCCGGACAGCCUCCAGCUUACUCUCCUCAAGCGGCUGACGGCCACUUAUCUGUCUCGUAUGGAACGGAAGAAGGGGAAAUGUCAUUGGUUGGUGAAGAGUUCUACAGUCGAACGUCUAACUCAACACCAUCUCUCCAGAGUAUGGGUGAAGAUGGAGAGCAGCUAGUGUACAUCCCUCAUGGUGUACAGAUAUUCUUUGUCACACCUGAAGGGCAAGUGAGCGCUCCCUCGUACCCGGGCUUCCUGCGGCUGGUGAAGUUUACUAGUGACCAUGAUGACAGGAUGCCCAACCGACCACCUGCAUUUUUGCAAGUGUGUGACUGGCUAUACCCUCUCAUGGCCAUGGACUCACCAGUGUUGCUGUGUAACACUGGUGUGUUUAUGUUUCCGGACAUGAUGGCGCCAACUCCAGGCUAUUAUGUCGGGGUGGUGUUGUCCUCCGAGCUACCUGUUGCAGACAGAGAGCUGUUCCAGGACAUGCUCUCCCGGAUGACAGAUCUCAGAGUUCAGGCUCCAGAUGAAGCUGCAGACACCAUUAAUCUCAGUCAGAAGGUGUCCAUCGCUACACCUGAGGAGACUGUAGCAACAGUGACCGAGGACGAGAAGGAGCUGACCGAGGACGAGAAGGUGCUGCCCGAGUGGAGUGAAAAGGUGGCAAAUGGGAUCUUGACAGGUGCGUCAUGGCUAAGCUGGGGCCUGGUGAAAGGAGCUGAGUUCACAGGCAAGGCCAUUCACAAAGGGGCAUCUAAACUCAGAGAACACAUCACCCCAGAGGACAAACCCACCCACGUCAGCCCCACAGUCACCAAAGGCCUCCAUGUUGCCAAGCAAGCGACAGGAGGAGCUGUCCAAGUCAGCCAGUUUCUAGUGGACGGGGUGUGCAUGGUCGCUGGCUGUGUGGGUCGAGAGUUGGCUCCACACGUGAAAAAACACGGAGGCAAGCUGAUCCCGGAGUCUAUGAAGAAAGAUAAGGAUGGGCGUUCCAACAUAGAUGGAGCUAUGGUGGUGGCUGCCAGUGGAGUGCAAGGAUUUGCGACCAUGUGGACUGGUUUGGAAGUAGCAGCAAAGGACAUUACUACGAGUGUAGCAUCGGAGACAGUCACCACUGUAAAGCACAAGUACGGGGCAGCAGCAGGACAAGCCACAGACCAUGCUGUAAAUUCUGCCAUUAAUGUCGGCCUCACUGCCUUCAAUGUUGACAACCUGGGAAUCAAAGCUGUGGUGAAAAAGACUGGCAAGCAGACGGCGAAGGCCAUUUUGGAAGACUACAAGCUCUCCGAGAAACCAGAGAAUGGGAAGCAAGUGGAGAAAUCGGGCAAAUAGCAGGUAGUGCCCUGACUCAUUCCCUCAGCCACGCCUUAAAGUAUAAUUUGUAUUCUUAUAUUGAAUAUUCAUUAUUUAUAAAAAGAUGUUCUAUAGCUAUUGUUAUAUGCAUAUCCUAUAGUUUGAUACAGCUCUUGAGUGCUUUCAUUUCCUUUAUGUUAAAUAAGAUGGACCUAAAUGAAGAGAAACAACAGGUAACAUAACUAAAAUGAAAACACAUUUCAGGUAUUAUCACUUAACUUGGGAGAUAUCAGUUUAAUUCUGCUCUUUGUACUAAGACCGCAUUGAAUUUUUGCUGAUUAGUAACUGUAAACUUUUAUAGUUUUUGUGAAGCAGCUGUGUGUUGGAGUUUAUCACUGGUAUGUGCAAUUUAUAUACUUUGAAUGAAUGAUUAAAAAAAUAUGAUCUGUUUGUCAGUAUCUUUGGAUAUAAACAGAAAAAAAAGUUUUAUACUGUUGUUUGAAAUGAGAUAUAAUCACUGCUGCCUACUGUGCCUGCAAACAUCAAAUGCUAUACAAAAAUCUAAUGUGUUGUAAAACUUGAGUCUAUAGUCCAAAAUGUAUUUUUUUUAGACCUUCAUUACUUAAAGUAAGUACUUAAGAGAGUUUCUGCCAUCUCCUAUGAAUGAGGGUUUCUACUACAAUGCAGUGCUGCAUUCCAGUUCAGUUGUAUCCCUAUAUUUUCAAAACUAUGUUUUUAGUAUUUCAUAUAAAAAUCCAGAUGUUAUUUUGAUGGACAACUUUUAGCAAAAUGUGAAUUUUGAAGUGUAAUGCUAACUUUGUUUGCAAACUUGUUUAGGCUUUUGGUUUUGAGUGAUCUGGUUUGUAAUCUUUUUAAACUCCAGCUUUUCGAAUUCAUAAGGUUCAUGUACAUUUUAAAUGGCUUUCAAGUAUUCUAGUUGGGCAUUGAGAUUUCUUUCCCACCUGAAAUACUGAGUAUUUUCAGGAAAAAUAAAAUAUUUAAAGAAACAAGAAAUUAUUUAUUUAUUUUUGAGCAGGAUGGUUUGGCAGUUUUAUUGUUUGAAUCUAGUAAACACUACCUUAAAUCUGUCAGCCUAAUACCUCCAUCUAGUGGCUGUAUGUCUUACAACAUGUUAAGAGUAUUUCUACAGUAUCAUACUGAUGGUUUAUUAUAUUUUAGGAAUAGGAACAUCAACAGAGGAAAUUAUGCUUUACAUUUCUUGUCUAGCCAGGGUUGGAGACCUUUUUUAUGGGAUUAAUUGGUUUUUUUUGUGCUGCUGAGUCAGCUGAAUUUCACUCAAUACAAAUCAAUUCAAAACUAAACAUUUGGGCUUGCUUGCACUUUUAAACAUGUUAAUUUAAAAAUCAACACUGUCUAUAUAUUUGUUUAUAAUUCAUAACUAAAGUGACAAAGUAUUCAAAAAAU